Molecule: messenger RNA, 528 nt
Organism: Diatraea saccharalis (sugarcane borer)
Lineage: Eukaryota; Metazoa; Arthropoda; Insecta; Lepidoptera; Crambidae
Source: the annotation of a GenBank genome assembly
AUGGGUAAACGAUAUCACUGUGAUUACUGCGAUAAAACGAUGGUAGCCGCACCUUCUAUUGUUAAGAUUCAUAUCAAAGGUUUGGUGCAUCAGAAACUUGUUCAAGAGCAUUAUCAACAAUUUAAGGACCCAGAAACUAUAUUAAAAGAAGAGGCUAUAAAAAAGCCAUGUCUUAGGUUUGCAUCGGGCCAGUGUCAGUUUGGCGCUAUCUGUAGAUUUUCACAUUAUACAAGAGAACAAUUGAUUGAACUUAGACAGUAUGUUACAUCAAAAGGUAAAGCUGAAUUUGACAAUAGAACACUAUCCUUCCAAGAUCUUUACCAAAAGCUGCAAAAUGACAAAUGCAAACUGCAAGAUAAUGCAGACGACAAGAACAGCACAACACUGUACGAUAGUAAUGGUGUUACUCAUGUGCUUCCAUGGACUUAUAAUGCAACAUUAGAAAGCUAUGAUGAAAAUUUACCACCAAGCAUCAAAAAGAUGAAACUUGAAGAUUUUAAAGAUGCAGAAAUAGUUGAAUGGGGAUAA